AAGAUAACACACACCAGCAAAAUAAUGGACUUGGUUUCCCCACAAAGCAAUCCAAAUAACUUUCCAACACCGAUCUUAGCCUCAAACUUCGUAGCAAACAGCACUUUAACGCCUACUUCCACCACCACUGCGACUCUACCUGCACCGUCCACUCCGAGUCGAUAUGAGAACCAGAAGCGCAGAGAUUGGAACACUUUUUGUCAAUAUCUGAGAAACCACAGGCCACCAUUGUCGCUUUCAAUGUGUAGCGGUGCUCAUGUUCUCGAGUUCCUUAGGUACCUUGAUCAGUUUGGGAAGACCAAGGUUCAUAACCAGACAUGUCCUUUCUUUGGUCUCCCGAACCCACCGGCCCCUUGCCCUUGUCCUCUUAGACAAGCGUGGGGUAGCCUUGAUGCUCUCAUUGGCCGACUCCGAGCCGCUUAUGAGGAACAUGGGGGCAGACCGGAAGGGAACCCUUUUGGAGCUCGAGCUGUUAGGAUUUUCUUAAGGGAAGUCAGGGAUUUCCAGUCCAAAGCAAGAGGUGUUAGCUAUGAGAAGAAAAGGAAGAGGCCUAAGCAAAAGGUGGCGCCACCACUAGCUCCACCGCUGCAACCAGCAGCCUUUGCUGAUGCCACUGCUACUAGAAGUACUAUAUAAUCGAAAGAAGAAUAGGCUCCUUUUGCCAUCAACAAAUUGUCUGAACGAUAUCGUUUCUAUGGGUUUUAUUUUCUUAAGGUAUUUCUCUUGUGGUCUACUUUGAUAGUUCAAUGGCUUAUUUCGUUAAGAGUUAUGUGUGUGUGUGUGUAUUGGUCAAUGCCAAUACUAGUAGAUAUUAAUGUAACGAUGUCUAUGUUGUUUCAUAUAUAAACAUGACAUUUAUCUAAAUUACUCUCCUUCUGUCAUGAAUCAACCAGUUCCCCGUUUGCUUAAUUAAAUAAUUAUAUCUAUAGAAUUUACCGAAAUUAAG
Molecule: messenger RNA, 946 nt
Organism: Hibiscus syriacus
Lineage: Eukaryota; Viridiplantae; Streptophyta; Magnoliopsida; Malvales; Malvaceae
Product: protein LIGHT-DEPENDENT SHORT HYPOCOTYLS 1-like
Exons: 2
Coding region: 25-636 (203 amino acids)
Biological process (GO): response to light stimulus; mRNA transcription
Cellular component (GO): nucleus
Source: RefSeq, a predicted model, not a curated record